AUGGCUUCUUCGAGCGAACGUUACGACAUCAUCUUCCUCGCUAAGCUUGCCGCCCAAGCCGAACGCUAUGAUGAUAUGAUCGAUACAAUGAAGAAAUUGGUGAAAUUUAACAUUGAUUUAACAGUCGAAGAGCGUAAUCUCCUUUCAACGGCAUACAAGAAAGUGACCGAGCCAAAGAGAGAAUCAUGGAAACUUCUCUCAAUAACUGAGAAGGAGGAGGAUACAAUAUACAAAAACGAAACGUACAUGAAGUGUAUUCAAGAUUAUCGUAAUAUAGUCGAGUCGGACCUUGCUAACAUUUGCUAUGACGUUAUAAGCCUAAUUGACGAUCAUCUCCUUCCUUUUGCGUCUAGCACUGAAUCCUACGUCUUUUACUUAAAGAUGUGA
Messenger RNA from Chenopodium quinoa (quinoa), 387 nucleotides. Its product is annotated as 14-3-3 protein 8-like. The transcript is spliced from 2 exons. Lineage: Eukaryota; Viridiplantae; Streptophyta; Magnoliopsida; Caryophyllales; Amaranthaceae. The record is from RefSeq and is a predicted model, not a curated record. Gene Ontology annotation, biological process: signal transduction. Gene Ontology annotation, cellular component: cytoplasm. The coding region runs from base 1 to 387 and encodes 128 amino acids.